AUGACUCAACUACGCUUCGUCACUCUCGACGUCUUCACCUCAAAGCCAUACUCCGGCAAUCCACUAGCCGUGGUCUUCCUACCGGAAGAUGAAUCCCAAGCGCUGACACAGCGCCAAAAGCACCAGAUGACACUGGAAUUUAACCUGUCAGAAACCAUCUUCGUCCACCCAGUACGCGAGGAAUCCAAGCGCAAAAUCGACAUUUUCACCAUCGAGUGCGAAAUUCCAUUCGCAGGACACCCCACCAUUGGAGCCGCAACAUGGUUCCUAUGCCAGGCCCCGGAGGCCGCCGGUAGCCGGGUGACGACACUGAUCACCAAGUCUGGCGAGAUCCCCAUUUCCAUCCAAGAUCAGGCAACCCAAUUUGUUGCUGCGCAGAUCGCUCAUAACACGCGUAUCCAUGCUGCGCGGUUCCCACUCCAGGAGAUGCUGCGUCUUCACUCGACUUUGGCGCCAUUUUUCCCACAGCCUGAUGUUUCGUUCCCCUUGUUUUCGAUUGUGAAUGGCAUGUCGCAGACCUUUAUUGAGCUUCCUUCGUUGGAGGCUUUGGCUGCAGUUCCUCUUGCGGCGGGUGGCCAGCUGGUACCUGUCGAAGGCAACUACCUGGAUGAGGGCUGGCGGUCUGGGCUUAUCUGUGUUUAUUUCUUCGUCCGGGAUGUGGAAGACAGUGUUAUGAACCAGAAGGUUAUUCGAACACGCAUGAUGUUGGGCGGAUUGGAGGAUCCGGCAACCGGAAGCUCAGCUAGCGGGUUAGCGGCAUACCUGACGUUGACGGAGGGUCAGGCUGGAAAGGAGCACCGGUACCACUUUGUGCAGGGUGUUGAGAUGAACCGGCGCAGUGACAUCGGAGUCAAUGUUACACUGGACGGUAAUAAGAAGAUCGAGCAGGUUGUAUUGACUGGCACUGCGGUUCAGGUGUCUGAAGGCAAAAUGGUGGUGCCUGAUGUCUGA
This is a messenger RNA of Penicillium pulvis, 951 nucleotides long. RefSeq names its product PhzF family phenazine biosynthesis protein. The record is from RefSeq and is a predicted model, not a curated record. NCBI's taxonomy places the organism in Eukaryota, Fungi, Ascomycota, Eurotiomycetes, Eurotiales, Aspergillaceae. Bases 1 to 951 code for a protein of 316 amino acids. Gene Ontology annotation, cellular component: cytoplasm. The transcript has a single exon. Gene Ontology annotation, biological process: biosynthetic process. Gene Ontology annotation, molecular function: isomerase activity.